This is a messenger RNA of Saccostrea echinata, 1701 nucleotides long. RefSeq names its product E3 ubiquitin-protein ligase TRIM71-like. The record is from RefSeq and is a predicted model, not a curated record. Gene Ontology annotation, molecular function: zinc ion binding. Bases 9 to 1694 code for a protein of 561 amino acids. The transcript has a single exon. Lineage: Eukaryota; Metazoa; Mollusca; Bivalvia; Ostreida; Ostreidae.
AUUUAAUCAUGGAUCCACGUACCAGUGCCCAGGACGUGAUGCGAUGUGACCUGUGUGAGACCGUUGUGGUACAGAUGCACUGUGAUACAUGUCUUGUCAACCUGUGUAAGGCCUGUGUGGGAGAACACAUCUCAACAGAUGAAUUCAAGGACCACAAGGUCGUCAAAUUUCAGGCCAGGAAAUCUUCCCCCCUCUACCCUGGAUGUACAACUCAUAGCAAGGAGCGAUGUGAAAUGUACUGUAAUCAAUGUGACAUUCCUGUAUGCAACUCCUGUAUUGCAUCUGAUCAACAUCUAGGUCAUAAAUUUUUGAAAAUUCUACAAGUUUUAGAUGAAAGAAGAAACAAAAUUAUGAAAGAUGUAACUGAAUUAAAUGAAAUAAUUUAUCCAACCUACCAGGACAUUGCCUCUAAUGUACAAAACAGAAUGAGUCAGCUAGAAAAGGAAUAUGGAGAUCUCUCAAUGGCCAUAACAAAACAUGGAGAGGACUGGCACAGAGAAAUUGACAAACUUGUCAAGAAACUUAAAGCUGAAGUUGAUGAGAUGAAGAACACACAGUUACAAACUCUACAGAAACAUCUGGAUGAAAUAAACAAGAACAUUUCUGACAUCAAGGAUGAAAUCAAUUCAGUUGACAUGGCUUUAGACACUAAUGACUUGUCAAAACUAUUUAGCGUCACAUCCAGUGUACAUAUAUACAGAAAUCUUCCAAACAAAAUUAUGCUAUCUUUACCCAAAUUCAUGCCGGGAAAAAUCCAAGGAAAAGAACUAAGAAAACUGUUCGGAGCCUUAUCAUCCAGUUCUCUAACAUCAGAUAAACAUGGUUACAGCAUGAAGACAACACAGAAAUCACCAGAAGCUGGAUCCUCUCUUCUAGUCAAACAGCUGCUUGAUGAACCAGAGACUGUCACCACCAUAGCCACUGGGUAUGGAAGCCUUUACAAUGUGGCCUGUCUGACUGAUGAAGAAAUCUGGACAAGAGGAAAUGGCAGCACCAUGAAACUCUACAGCAUCAAUCAGGGAUCAUUACUCAAGUCAAUCAGAACCAAGUCAGGGAACUCACCAUGUGACAUAGCAGUGACAAAAAGUGGAGAUCUAGUUUAUACUGAUUACUUAGAUAGAACUGUGAACAUUGUGAAGAAUGAGAAGAUAGAGGAGGUGAUCAGACUACAGAACUGGAGACCUGAAGGUAUCUGUUGUACCUCCUCUGGUGACCUCCUGGUUAUCAUGUACAGUGAUGAUAACACACAAACAAAAGUUGUCCGUUACUCUGGCUCCACAGAAAAACAAACCAUUCAGUUUGAUGAUAAAGGUAAACCUCUCUAUUCUGCCUUUGAUUACAAAUACAUAACAGAGAACAGGAACCUGGAUAUCUGUGUGUCUGACUUAGGAGAUGAAGCAGUAGUGGUGGUCAAUCAGGCCGGGAAACUGAGAUUCAGGUACACUGGACAUACUCCUGCUCCAAAGAACAAACCAUUUGAUCCACGAGGAAUUACCUCAAACAGUCAGAGUCACAUCCUUACAGCUGAUUAUGACAAUGAAUGUGUCCACAUCAUAGACCAGGAUGGACAGUUCCUCCAUUACAUAGACAGUGGACUGAGUGGACCCCACGGUCUGUGUACAGAUACAAAUGACAAUCUAUUUGUUGCUCAACGUGGAAAGAGACAAGUGAAGAAAAUCAAAUAUCUAAAGUAAUAUGCAU